AUGUGGACACCUCCUCAGGAUUAUAUCAACAGACCAGUAGCUGUGCUCGGUGGUGGCGUUCUGGGAAGACGUAUUGCUUGCUGUUGGGCUUCUGCUGGAUACAACAUUCAAAUCAGAGAUCCUAGUGAACAACAACGCCAAGAUGCUGUUGAGUAUUUCAACGCCAACGUAGCAUCUUACGCCGAAGCAACAGGAAAGGCUCCCGGUAAUGUUACCGUUUACGACGACUUGGAGUCUGCGGUCAAGAACGCAUGGCUCGUGUUCGAAGUCGUUCCCGAGAAGCUCAACAUCAAGAUCGAGACAUUUGCCGAGCUUGAGAAACUGGUAAGUAGCUCGUCCGAAGCAACCAGGGUAUGGCCAUGGGAAGCUAACCAUACCUCGUCCUCAAGNGCUCCGAGAGAUUGCAUACUUGCGUCCAACUCGUCAUCUUACAAGUCCAGCGAGAUGAUCGAGAAGGUCAGCGACGAAACGAAAUGCCGGAUUCUCAACACGCACUACUUCAUGCCACCAGCUAUUAUGAUGGUGGAACUUAUGACUGACGGCUACACGCAUUCGGAGAUCUUUUCCUUCUUAGCAGCACGCCACAAGGAGGCAGGCCUUGUCCCCUUCAUCGCACGCAAAGAGUCGACUGGCUUCAUCUUCAACCGAACGUGGGCUGCUAUCAAGCGCGAAUUCUUAACCAUUCUGGCCGAGGGCGUGUCGACACCGGAGGAGUUGGAUCAGAUGUGGACCUUGUUCUGGGGCUCUAAACAGACUCCUUGUCGUAUUAUGGACCGUAAGUCUACUCGGUUAAUGAAUUGCCGAACAAUCGCUGACAGUGUAAAAUANGAGGUCGGACUAGAUACUGUUCAGUUCAUCGAAGAACAUUACGUCAAAGAAAGAGGCCUCUCCAAAGAAAAGACUGUCGGCUUCCUGGAGGAGAAUUACAUCAAGCAGGGGAAGCUUGGCGACAAGUGUCAGAACGGUGGUUUAUACCCUCCUUCGGCGCCUGAUACCUCGAAGAUUGUCCUCUGCGAGCUUGGUGUCUCAAAGUCAUUGAAAGGAAAGACAACAACCGAGCAAGUACUCAGCAACGGACGUUUGUUCCAGGUUUCCAAAGAUGGCAGCAAGCCGUCGUCUCUCCUGGAAAAAGCUGGUCUGCCUGACGGUGUCGAGUACUGCAAAGCCGACAAACGUCUGUAUGUCACUGACAUGGGCACAUUCGGAAACAACGAUGGACGGGUGUUCUCCUGCAAGCUCGAUGGUAGCAAUGUCAAGGAGAUCGUGCCGCGUGGCAGUGUGCAUACUCCAAAGCAGACAGUGAUUGACGAACCACACGCAAAGUUGUACUUCUGCGAUAGAGAAGGCCUCCGCGUCAUGUGUUGCGAUCUCGAUGGCCACAAUCUGCAGACACUGGUACAGACCGGCGAUUGGCAAAAGCCAGAAGACAUCGCAGACCAAACAAAGUGGUGUGUUGGAAUCACACUUGCUCCCAAGCUCGGCAAGUUAUUCUGGACACAAAAGGGCUCACCCAAGAGUGGCAAAGGUCGCAUCUUCAGUGUCAACAUCAACAUGCCCGCCGGUCAGACGGCUACGACCAGAUCGGACAUUGAGUGUGUCUUGGAUAAGCUACCAGAGCCGAUCGAUCUUGAAUUCGACAACGACACCAAUGUGCUUUACUGGACUGAUCGAGGAGAAGUUCCAUACGGCAACAGCUUGAAUAGAGCAGAACUCGAUGCAAACGGUCAUGCACGUCCGAUAACAUCUGGUUUGUUUCCCAAACACGAAAUCAUCGCACAGAAUUUCGACGAGGCCAUUGGACUCAGGUUGGAUAGCGCAAACGGUAGUAUCUAUGUCGCCGACCUUGGUGGUACAUUGUGGAAAGUCCANGGGGGCGUCAAGUCGAAGAUGUUCGAGGACAAGACCAAUGCCUUUACAGGAUUUGUAAUAGUACCAUAG
Messenger RNA from Aureobasidium vineae, 1938 nucleotides. The record is from the annotation of a GenBank genome assembly. NCBI's taxonomy places the organism in Eukaryota, Fungi, Ascomycota, Dothideomycetes, Dothideales, Saccotheciaceae.